Symsagittifera roscoffensis is the source of this 1798-nucleotide messenger RNA. Its product is annotated as probable RING finger protein 207 homolog. The transcript is spliced from 2 exons. Gene Ontology annotation, molecular function: zinc ion binding. NCBI's taxonomy places the organism in Eukaryota, Metazoa, Xenacoelomorpha, Acoela, Convolutidae. The record is from RefSeq and is a predicted model, not a curated record. The coding region runs from base 19 to 1149 and encodes 376 amino acids.
AAAUGAAAGUUACUUGAAAUGGCGUCCAAAAAUAUAGAAACAAAUUUGAUGUGUAGCAAUUGCGAAGAUGUAAUCCCAUUCGAUAACAUGUUCAAAUGUGUCACAUGUUCAGAUGCAGUAACUGACCCAAUCCCACCUUUAGCAGUGUUCUGUGACGGAUGCGUGAUAUCUCAUAUCAAAAAGAGUCACAAAAUUAAUGACAACCGAGGAUUCGAACCAUCUGUCUGUAAAGAUCAUAAGCAAUUAUGCUCUGAGUUCUGUAAAACGUGCAAAAAGUUGUGUUGUGUUAAGUGUCUGAGAGACCACAUCAAGCAUGAGUUCGAGCCUCUGAAAAAGAAAGCUUCGGAAGUCAGAGCGAAAGUAUUUGAAGCUCUAACACAAUGGGAGUUGAACGAGAAACCAGCGCGAGCUAAGAAAGAAUUGGUCUCGGCUACUCUAGUGAGUCGCAGAGAAGAUGCCGAGAAAUUGAUUGACUAUGUUGAACAGAAAAUAGAGGAAAGUAAAACAAAGAUUGUUCUCGAAAUCCGAAGCAAGUUGAUUGGUGUGGAAAAUUCCGAAGAGUACGUCGAUGCUCAUGUUAAGAAAGUAGUUGAUCUGCAGAGGGAUUUGAGAAACUUACUGCAAAGCUCAGAAGGCGUGAUGGUUGAAAGUUUUCCGCGGACUUUGGUACAAAUUGAAAUAUGUUCAAGUUUGCAAAAACAAAUCGAAGCCUUGAAUUUUGAUGGUGUGAAUGAAAUUGCAGACAUUGGAAGUUUAGACGCUGAUUUUGAAAAGUUUCUUGAUAAGAUCAAAGUGCAAUUUGAAAGUGCCUGCGAGGAAAAAAAGAAGAGCGUUGUUUCUUGCAACGCCGGCUCAACUAAAUAUAAAAAGCGCCGGUACCUCUUUAACCUUCGUGAUGAUGAUGAUUUAGCAAUCGAAAUCGAAAUUCAACCUAAUGGUUAUAGUAUUCAGAAAUGUGUCAUUGACUCAGGUGCGAAUCUUGUGAAUGCAAAUAUUGUGACUAAUUUAGGUCUAAAUUCUGUCGAGUAUGUCUAUUGCAUCAGUGGCUGGUGGAUUCUGCUCUUAUUUGUCGACAAAUCUGUCUGUAUUCUUUGGGCUAACGACGGUACUAAGAUGAAGAAAAUAGACCUGAUAAAAAGGAUGUUAUAGUCGUCGAGAGGUGCCCAAUACAUUCUGAUGUGGACAUCAUACCCUUUUCUGUUCACCAUUUGAACUUCAUAGACUGUAUAUCUUGCGGAGAAUUGGAUUUGAAAAGUACCACAGGUGUAUAUGUGAUAUUGUGGUCCAAGGAAUCGAAUCUAGCAAAGAUUUUGAGUAAAAGUGGAGGGGGAUGGGCAGUUAAAGAGAGCAUACGUUUGAGCCCUCUACCAACAUGCUACUCGAGUACUAUACGGCAGUAUCUCAUUCCAAAAGUUUUUUGCACUUCUAAAAAGAUUUACGUGUAUGCUUUUCUGGUGUUCAAGGAUCUGAUUAGUGAAGAAUGUCUGACGGAUAGCAAAUAUUAGACCAUCUAUCUCUUCUUUUGAAUUGCUGCUUUGAUUUAUACACCGUUCAAAAGUCUUAUCAUCUCAAGAUGCUUGUUGAGCUACUCGUAACUGAUAUUAAGUUGUCAUUUAUAUAAAAAUUUAAAAUACGUAGAAGAUUCUUAUGUAACUUUCUUCUUUGUAGUUUUCGAACAGUUUUAGGCAAUAUCUUAUGGUGCAAUGAAAUUUGAAAUCAAUCCAACAUAAUAAUAUAUUUUUAUCUUAUGUUUUUGUUUUUGUGCCUUGAGAAAUUGUAUCGUUAAUGGUAAUAUAAA